GUAAACAACACCAGCUUCUCUGUAUACCGCCCACAUCUGAAGGAUAAGGCGCCAACAACGCGUACGCUUCGCUGCCGUGCCUUCUUCAAAAUGUCCAUUCCGGACGGCAUCAACACAUUCCAAGGUCGACUUGACACGUUUGCGCAACCACAUCAUCUCGCCAAGAGACGCGCAUCGUCGACGAAGAAGAAGGGCCCAAGUGCCGUGUCGUGGCCGCAUAGCAAUCCUCUCCCCAAUGACCUCGCGCGCGCUGGCUUCUUCUACCGGCCGAGUGCUGAAUCCGAAGACAAUUGCGAAUGUUUUCUUUGCCACGUCAAGCUGGAUGGCUGGGAGGAGGGCGAUGAUCCAAUCGAAGAGCAUCUGAAGCACUCGCCCAGUUGCGGGUGGGCACUGAAUGUUUCGAUACAGCGCAAAUUCAACAAUGGCGAGACAGUCGACGCAGAUCCAUUGAGCGAACAAUUUGUACAGGCUCGGACCCAUACUUUUGGCGAAAACUGGCCGUAUGAGUCGCGAAAAGGCUGGAAGCCGAAAAUUGCAAAAAUGGUGGCUGCUGGUUGGACAUAUGAUCCAAGCCCCGAGUACGAUGAUGGCGUGACAUGCAUGUACUGCAACCUCUCACUGGACGGCUGGGAGCCGAAAGAUGACCCCUAUGCUGAACACCAAAAACGAUGUCCUGACUGUCCGUUCUUCACUCUAGUUGAUGAAUGGGCAGACGCGCGAAAACAAGCAAAAGGACGGAAAGGCAAAGCACGCGCAUCUAGAGGCUCAAAAGCGUCGCGAUUAUCAACGCAGUCGGUCAUCUCAAUUGCGUCAGAAGCACCGACACAGCUCUCACUUGGCGAUCUGGAUGAACCUGCUGCAGAGGAAGAUAGCGUAUUAACGACAGCAACAAAUGCUACGGUUGGCUCGACUACUGGAAAGGGUAAGAAGAAGGCAUCGAUGAGAGGUCCUAAGAAAAGCACACGUGGCAAGAAGGCUGCCGCACCGGUCGAUGAUUUGGUCAUGGAGACUGAUCCGCCCAGUCAUAUCGAGGAGGCUUCGAUGGCGGAUAACACUGUGAAGCCUACGCGAAAGACGACCCGAAGCAAGAAGGCAGCUGCCGUGGAAGAAUCUUCAAAAUUGGACACAGAUCAGUCUGCUCAGAUAGAACACCCCACGGUAAUAGAAGAACAGCCGAAGAGACAGACGCGCCGGAAAGGAAGCAAGUCAGAAAAGCCUAUUCCCAUUGAAGACACGUUGAAUGCGAGCGAAAACAAAAGACCAACACGAGGCAGGCCAGCAGCAGUAGCAGGUAAGCAGCAAGCGAGGAUGAGCGAAGACGAAAGCCAGUUGCACUCCGAGCUGCAGGCCGCAGUUGAUGCCAGCAUUAUGCCCACACAGCACUCAGGAAGGCCAGCCCGUGGUGUAAAGAGAACUAGCGAUGGCGCACUGAAGGUGGAAACGUCCAUCGCGCCAAGUGAAGAACCAGUGGAUUCGGAGACCCAGAAGGCGAGACCAAAGCGGGGACGCAAGCCAAAACCCGCUGUUGCCGAAGUCCAAUCGCAAGAUGCAUCUCAACCGCUAUGUUCAGAUAUAAUCGAGCCCGAACAGCACGUAAGAUCUAUGUCCCAGGUUCAGUCAAAGGCACCUAAAGGCAAGAAGGGCGCAAAGGUUGCUAACACUGAGCCUGAGCCUGAAAUGAACGAUCAAACCGGGGAAGAGCAAAACGUUCAAUUACUUGCAGAGGAGCGUGAGGAGGAGUUUGACUUCGCCGAGUCUCUUGUCAAUCCCAUCAAUCCGUACGCACCUAUCACAGGCACACCAGAAUAUAGCCCUGGAGAAGCAUCUCCCGCGCCAUCAACACCUACCCCGGUUCGAACUCACCAAAGUAUUGCGUCCAGCCGCCCUAUCCUUGCACCUCCCACUUCAUCCGCCGAGCGUGCUGUAUCCAACAAAGCUACGACGCCCAUCUCGUCUCCAAACUCUUCGGAUGCAGAGAACAGACCUCCGUCUUCGCGUCCUCCUUCUACACGUCCGCCCCUUUCUGUACAACGCCAACCUCUAGCUUCAGGUACACCCAGCUCUAAUCUUCAACUCAGUCCUUCCAAACGCGUUAUCGGUGGUGGUGGCCUGAAAAGCAUACUUCCCUGGUCACCCAUAGAUUUGGAGAACAUUUUCCUGAACUCCCCUGUCAAACGCAAUUAUGGGCUCAGUAUGGAGAAGGAAAACACGCUAAACAUGCCGGAUGUUGACUUUGAGCACCUCACGUCUUCCAAAGCGUUGAAGGAAGUUGUGGAAAGAGUAAGACGGGUACUGGGGCAGGACGAGAGAAAGAUGACGGUCGAACAGUGGGUGCGGUGGAAUGCAUCCAUCGGAGAGGAGAGGUUGAGGAGGGAGUGUGAGAGUUUAGUCAUGCUUUUUGAGCAGGAAGGUGGACGGGCGUUGAGGUCUUUGGAAGGAAUUGAGUGUGCUCCAUAAUGACUUUACUAGCUUCUUAAUCGCUAGCAUGCCGCUUUUUUGCUUAGUGGCCUUUAGUUGUGCAUGGUUUGGCGUUCUGGUUUACAUCAGUGCCUUGGAUGCAUAGUCCCUUGGCUUCUAGAUACGUGUAGCGGAAUUGCAACGAAUUGAACGAAACCCUAAUCGUUCGGAUAUGAACUUGGUUAUAUUUCAUU
Verruconis gallopava is the source of this 2651-nucleotide messenger RNA. RefSeq lists its product as uncharacterized. Bases 91 to 2457 code for a protein of 788 amino acids. Lineage: Eukaryota; Fungi; Ascomycota; Dothideomycetes; Venturiales; Sympoventuriaceae. The record is from RefSeq and is a predicted model, not a curated record. The transcript has 3 exons.